AUGAGCGACCAUGUCGAAAAGCCCGACGCUAUGGGCAAAGAGUUCAUCGACGAUGAACUCACGCCCGAGGAGCGUCAGCAGGAGAUCGAGGCACGCGACCUGCAGAGCCAACAGUAUCUCAGCAACGAAUCAGCGUAUGAUCGGUUCGCAUACGCCCAGAUACCAGUGCACAUGAGGAGCCCACGCAUGCUAGUUAUCACGCUGGGUGUGUUCGCCGCGUUUAGCGGAAUGCUGAGUGGAUUAGACCAGUCUGUGAUCUCAGGCGCUCUUCCCGGUAUUCGCAAGCACUUCAUCGCGUCUGGCGAGUGGGCGAGCAUGGACGACCCGAAAAUGGCAACUGACAUUUCGCUGAUUUCUUCCCUCAUGCCGCUCGGCGCAAUGGCCGGCGCUCUCAUCAUGACGCCGCUGAAUUUCUACUUCGGACGACGCAACUCGAUCAUCAUCUCUUGUCUAUGGUACACACUGGGAGGAGGACUUUGUGCGGGAUCCCGUACUGUGCCAAUGCUGUUUGCCGGCCGAUUCAUUCUCGGAAUCGGUAUCGGAAUCGAAGGUGGCUGUGUCGGUAUCUAUAUUUCCGAGUGUGUCCCGCCUGCGGUGCGCGGAAACCUGGUGUCUGUGUACCAGCUGAUGAUCGCAUUCGGAGAGAUCAUCGGAUACGCGGCGGGUGGCGUAUUCUUUGACGUCAAGUCAGGCAGCUGGCGCUGGAUGCUGGGCUCAUCCCUCUUGUUCUCAACCAUUCUGCUGGUCGGCAUGUGCUUCCUGCCGGAAUCACCUCGUUGGCUGGUAUCUAAGGGCAAGUACGGCCGCGCGUGGCAGGUGUGGAAGUCUCUGCGCGAUAUGUCGGACCCGAAAAGUCUGGACGAGUACGUCGCGAUGGAAGUCACUGUCAAACAUGAUGUCGAGCGGUCCGCAGAUGAGCUCUGGUACCAGAGGUACCUGGAAGUGUGCAGACAGCCGCGCAACCGACGAGCGCUUGUCUACGCCACCGCGAUGAUCUUCUUCGGUCAGAUGACGGGUAUCAAUGCGGUCAUGUACAACAUGUCGAACUUGAUGUCCAAGAUGAACUUCAACGACCGCGAGUCAGUGCUGAUGUCGAUGGUUGGUGGUGGCGCGCUGUUCCUCGGAACGAUUCCUGCCGUGUUCACCAUGGAUAGGUUCGGCCGACGUGUGUGGGCACAAAACAUCCUGAUGUUCAUCGUCGGCCUGGCGCUGGUCGGAGUCGGCUACCUAUACACAAACAGUGGUAUCGAUUACUUCAAUGCCCACAGGUCAACUGCCUUGGGAUUGUUUUUCUCCGGCCUGGUGAUCUACAUGUCGUUCUUCGGAGCGUAUUCGUGCCUGACCUGGGUGGUCCCAGCCGAGAGCUUUGAUUUCAACACCCGCAGCCAAGGAAUGGCGAUUUGCUCUGCAUUCCUUUACUUGUGGUCGUUCAUCGUGACAUACAACUUCGAAGGUAUGCAGAAGGCCAUGACCUACACCGGCCUGACGAUCGGUUUCUUCGGCGGGCUGGCCGCGCUCGGCUUCUUUUACCAGCUGUUCUUCAUGCCUGAGACGAAAGACAAGACGCUGGAGGAGAUUGACGAGUUGUUUUUGAUGCCGACGAGCAAGCUGGUUGCACUGAACACCAGCAAUCUGAUCAAGCGCUGGCGAUGGAUUGCGGGCGGGAUGCGCAAGCCCGAGCAGAUUGACACCCACAAUCCGUGA
Molecule: messenger RNA, 1704 nt
Organism: Penicillium hordei
Lineage: Eukaryota; Fungi; Ascomycota; Eurotiomycetes; Eurotiales; Aspergillaceae
Product: putative MFS sugar transporter
Exons: 1
Coding region: 1-1704 (567 amino acids)
Biological process (GO): transmembrane transport
Cellular component (GO): membrane
Molecular function (GO): myo-inositol:proton symporter activity
Source: RefSeq, a predicted model, not a curated record